AUGGCUCUGCCCCAGGCGCAGGUGAGCAGAGGCACCAACUGGUGCUGGAAGGGAGCGGGAGGAGAAGGACGAGGAGAGUUGGGUGACGAGAAGGGGUGCAAAGGUGGGUACCAGGUGAUGCCCGCAGCCUGCCGGGCCCCCGGGAAAGCCCCGGGAGAGCCAGGGUGCCCCCUGGCAGCCCCCCUGAGCAGCCUGCGGGAACACGGGGUCCCCGAGCUCCCCGAGCCCCUGGGCAAGAGUAGGAACAAGAAGCGGAGGAACAGGACGACCUUCAGCACCUUCCAGCUGGAGGAGCUGGAGAAGGUCUUCCAGAAGACACAUUACCCCGACGUCUACGCCCGGGAGCAGCUGGCGCUACGGACGGACCUGACCGAAGCCAGGGUGCAGGUCUGGUUCCAGAACCGACGGGCCAAGUGGCGGAAACGGGAACGUUAUGGGAAAAUCCAGGAGGUGAGAGAUGCCGCGGCGGUCGCCUGCCCCACGCCUGUCGUCCCCUCCGGGGCAGGGGUCUGGUUCCAGAACCGACGGGCCAAGUGGCGGAAACGGGAACGUUAUGGGAAAAUCCAGGAG
Leptosomus discolor (cuckoo roller) is the source of this 570-nucleotide messenger RNA. The record is from RefSeq and is a predicted model, not a curated record. Lineage: Eukaryota; Metazoa; Chordata; Aves; Leptosomiformes; Leptosomidae.